Molecule: messenger RNA, 1062 nt
Organism: Merops nubicus (carmine bee-eater)
Lineage: Eukaryota; Metazoa; Chordata; Aves; Coraciiformes; Meropidae
Gene: PARL
Product: presenilin associated, rhomboid-like
Exons: 8
Cellular component (GO): membrane
Molecular function (GO): serine-type endopeptidase activity
Source: RefSeq, a predicted model, not a curated record
AGGAAGCUUUUUCAUCCCGUCUCCCAGUUCACAGGCUCUGCCUUUGGGUCGGCCGCCAUCUGGCAGUACGAGGCGCUCAAGUCGCGCGUCCAGAGCUACUUGGAGGAGGCUCGGGCAGACUGGCUGGACAGGAUUCGGCCGCAGAAGAGGGGGGACCUCAGGAAGCAGGUUAACAGCUGGUGGAAUAACCUGAGCGAGGGUCAGCGGACUGUGACAGGAAUUAUAGCUGCAAAUGUCUUUGUAUUCUGUUUAUGGAGGCUGCCUGGCAUGCGACGGAUUAUGUUUACAUACUUCACCUCAGACCCAUCCUCCAGAGCCCUGUGUUCUCCCAUGCUGCUCUCCACAUUCAGUCACUUCUCUCUAUUCCACAUGGCAGCAAAUAUGUAUGUUUUAUGGAGCUUCUCCAGCAGCAUUGUCUCUCUUCUGGGGUGUGAGCAGUUCAUUGCAGUGUAUCUUUCUGCUGGGGUUAUCUCCAGUUUUGUCAGUUAUGUUGCUAAAAUGGCCACUGGAAGGUUUGAACCCUCCCUUGGAGCUUCAGGAGCUAUCAUGACUGUCCUGGCAGCUGUGUGUACAAAGAUGCCAGAAGCAAAACUUGCCAUCAUAUUUCUUCCCAUGUUCACAUUCACAGCAGGAAGUGCUUUAAAAGCCAUAAUUGCAUUUGACACUGCAGGGCUUGCUCUGGGCUGGAGGCUUUUUGACCACGCUGCACAUCUUGGGGGAGCUCUCUUUGGAAUGUGGUAUGUGACUUAUGGCCAUGAGCUCAUCUGGAAGAACAGAGAACCACUGGUGAAAGCUUGGCACGAAAUGAGGACAAAGAACACGGGAAAGGGAGGAGGAGGUGGAAGAUCCAACUGAUUCUGAUCCUAGAGCUUCCUGGUGCCCCAGUGCUGUAUGACUUGAAGACAUGGGAUUGAAUUGGUUUUGAAGGUUUUUUUGCUACUGCACAUUAGGCCUCUAAGGAGCUGAGGUUUUUAAUGUCACCUACAGUAACAAAAAUACCUAUGGAUAGAAAAUGAACUCUGACAAAGGUGGAACAAUAAAGGUUUUUAUCCUGUUGCUUUC